Mercenaria mercenaria is the source of this 2748-nucleotide messenger RNA. RefSeq names its product interferon-induced very large GTPase 1-like. The coding region runs from base 1 to 2748 and encodes 915 amino acids. The transcript has a single exon. Lineage: Eukaryota; Metazoa; Mollusca; Bivalvia; Venerida; Veneridae. Gene Ontology annotation, molecular function: GTP binding. The record is from RefSeq and is a predicted model, not a curated record.
AUGGCGGCCUCAUUUGUAAAUAAGGAUAUAGAGAUUCUUCUGGAAAAAUUAGACUUGAAGAAAUAUUACUUCAAUAAGCUCUCAAGACGUGAAAUGUAUCAGGUUCAACCGCAUAUGAUAAACGAAAAUACAGAAUGUUCGCCUGCUUGGCAGUUUAUAACUGAAAUUACGAGGUACAAUUAUCGGGCUCGUAACAUACAUCUCGAAGAUAUAAAUACGGUUGAUACGUCGCAGAUGAGUCUUCGCGAGAGACGAAAAAAUAAAGAAAAACAAGUCAUUACAGGUCUCCAUCCUAUGGAUAUUGUCGUUGCUGUUUUUUUAAUUUGUGAUCCAAUAGCAAAGCAAGACCUCGCCAUGCAUUUAUGGGGUUGCAAACUUGCGAUACCUUUUAGUAUAAAUGAAGUGCCUUCAGAGGAACCAUCUAUUUUUACAUGGCCUCUCCAUUCUAUUAAUGGCCAUAUAUUUCAAGAAGACGGUUUUAUUGAAAAGUCGCUAGCAAAUGAAAAAAUGCCGUGCUUAUCUUUCAUCAGAGUUGGAGAAAAUACUGACCUUUCUAAAUCGCACCUAAUUAACUGUGUGAUUGGAGGGACAGAAAAGGUACAUCCCAUGUUUUUCCAUCGUGACUCUGAGGGAUCAAAAUGCAUACGAUCAAAGGUUGUAGAAGGUCUUAUAGAGAUAGGUUGGAUUUUGCCUAGCGGAUCUGAUGAUCGAUUUAAUAGGCCUCGUCUCGUUUCAAAUCUUCGUGGCGAUUCUGCAUUUUUCCACAGACAAAUAGAAAUUAUCGGUCACAUGUCCACUGUAACCGUUUGUCUAUGCACUACAGCAAAUCUUUCUAAAGCGAAACCUGUUAUCGGUGAACUGCUCUCUCAGAAGGCAAAAGUGAUACUGUUAAUACUAGAUAAAAAUCCGGAUGAAGAUAGAGUGAUUGAAUAUCUAGAUACUAUCUCCUCUGAAGAGCAAAUCGAUGCUGUAAUGAAAACAGAUAAAACAUUGCCAGGCGUUGUGCAGUCAUUAAUUCACACAGUUAAAGUAAUGGAACAGAAAACUUGUAAAACUGUUAAAUUGUCGGAUCAUAAAACAUUUUCUAUGAAGUUUAAAGUUGAUACAAGAAACGAGUUGUACAAAAAAGCAUUUGAGCGUUCAGAAGAAAUAAUAUCAUUGAUAGAGAAAACAGAUAGUAAGGACAGGAAGCAAGUUUUAUUGCCUCUACAAGAGAUUUACUUGAAGAAGUCAAAACUAGAUUGUGAGCUCUAUGAAAUAAACCGAUACGAAACAAAUAUUAAAACAAGAAACACAAAAUGCAAAAGGAUAUCAGAAAAUAUAACGCAGCUAAGAAAGGAACAAUUCAAUCACAUAAAGAAACAUGGUAUUUCAGCACCAGUUCUAACUGUAUUAAGUCAGCUAUCAUCUAAACCUGAUCCAUACCGGAAAGUGUUUCUGAGAACCCUUAAGUUGCAACUCGACAACCUUUCGCGUGUGCAACUUCAGCCCUUUUACAGAAAAUAUAAAUCAUUGGUAUCCAAAGCGAAUAAAGCCAACGAGCACAAGCGAGCUAAACUAUAUCAGGAACUGUUAUAUCUUGAUCAUGAAAAAAUGUUUAUGUCAUUUGGAUUUGAGCAUAUUCUGAGAGAAAUUGGCCAGCUAUAUGAAAUAUGUGAAAGUAGCGGUUCUCAACCCAAACACUUACCUGUGUCAUACCAACGUCUCCCAGAGUAUGCGGUCUUCAUACUCCUAGAAGGUUAUCCUUUGGAGAUUUUAGAUGGAGAAGUUAAUGAAGUUCCGCAAAAAUGGGUCAAUAGCGUCAUAAAUCAACUUCAGAUCUCAACGAAAGAUCCAGAAAAUGUACACGUUAUGUCCGUUCUUGGUAUUCAGAGUUCAGGAAAGUCAACCUUUCUAAACACUAUGUUCGGACUGCAAUUCGCAGUUAGUGCAGGUCGAUAUACAAGGGGUGCUUAUUUGCAAGUCAUAGAAUUGAACGCAUCAUCGAAUGACCAAUUCAAGGCAAAGUAUAUUUUAUUGAUUGAUACGGAAGGGUUACGAGCCACAGACAUGACUUCUACUGACACAAUUAAGCAUGAUAACGAAUUCUCAACUCUUGUUAUAGGUUUAUCUGAUAUAACUGUCAUAAAUCUUAUGGGAGAAAAUGCCACUUAUUUGCGAGAAAACUUGCCAAUUGUUGUUCAUGCUUUUCUGAGAAUGAAUCUCGUUGGUUUGCAUCCAAAAUGCACAAUUGUCCAUCACAAUGUUGAUAAACGUAACAAAGAUAAAUUAUUAGAGCAAGGACGCGUGCUAGAGGAAGUGUUGAAUGACCUCACAAAAAGAGCAUGUAAGAUGGAAAAAGUUCCCAAUAGAUCGUUUAGGGACAUGAUAGAAUUUACAAUAGACGAAAACACGGAUUACAUACCUGCACUCCUUGCUGGGGAACUUCCAAUGGCACCAGUGAGCACAGGAUACAGUUGCGAAGUUAAAAAUGUGAGAACCAUGUUAUUUAAGUCACUUCUGAAAAGUAGGCCAUAUCUUACAGGAUUUAAGUCAUUUUCUAAACGACUUGAAAAUCUGUGGGCGGCAAUAAAAACAGAUUGUUUUGUUUUUGAAUUUCGAACGACCUUUGAAACAGAAAUGAGGUUACAACUGGACCAAAAAUACUUCAGUAUAUGGAAAUCAUAUUUACUGAAAAUAGAAGAACUAGUUGAUAAAUAUCAGGAUAUGAAAUUGAGAAAGUUAGUUACAAAAAAAAGUAACAGAUAA